AUGGUGACUCGGGAGGUGCCAUGCAUAGCGAGGUGUCUUGAAGCAGCGCAUUCAUUAGAUUAAUUCAGUACAUCCUGUAAAGAAGUAAUUGACACUAGUAACAUGAAAAAGUCUGAAGUUUCUGGAGUCAUGGCUAAAGCUGACAUCCAACCAAAAUCUAUACAUCAUGCCCAAAAAUGGUCAGAUGAGAUAGAAAACUUAUACAGAUUUCAGCAAGCUGGAUACAGAGAUGAGGUUGAAUAUAAACAAGUAAAACAAGUUGAUAUGGUAGAGUGUUGGCCAGAAACUGGAUUUGUUAAGAAACUUCAGAGAAGGGACAAUACAUUCUACUAUUACGAUAAGCAAAGAGAAUGCGAAGACAAAGAAGUCCAUAAAGUGAAAGUUUAUGUGUAUUAG
This is a messenger RNA of Opisthocomus hoazin, 396 nucleotides long. Lineage: Eukaryota; Metazoa; Chordata; Aves; Opisthocomiformes; Opisthocomidae. The record is from RefSeq and is a predicted model, not a curated record.